Molecule: messenger RNA, 1561 nt
Organism: Drosophila biarmipes
Lineage: Eukaryota; Metazoa; Arthropoda; Insecta; Diptera; Drosophilidae
Product: acyl-coenzyme A thioesterase 9, mitochondrial
Exons: 4
Coding region: 117-1511 (464 amino acids)
Biological process (GO): acyl-CoA metabolic process
Cellular component (GO): mitochondrion
Molecular function (GO): fatty acyl-CoA hydrolase activity
Source: RefSeq, a predicted model, not a curated record
GACUGGCGCGAUCAUGACGAGUGGUGAAAAUGUAGUCUGCUAGGAAAACCCCAACGAUAAUGGCUGACUAAGCACGACGAGGUCUCGUGUACAAUGUCUUUGGGCCAUAAGCUCUGAUGUCGUUGCGUGCAGUUGGGGAAAUCAUAAUGUUUCUGCGACCGAUUCUUCGGAGGGCUAUCGAGGUGCGCCGGCUGUGCCCACAACUGGGAGCCCUACGCCACCGGUCCGUGGAAUGUGGUCGGGAGCAACUGGAUUCCGGACACUGCUCGGGCACCAUGGACGACGUGGCCAAGAAAAUCAGGGAGCACAUCGGCGUGGAGGGAGGCUAUCACGCCAUCCCGAAGUGUCGGGAAGGGCUACUUAAGUUCCAGCCAGAUCGCAGCGACUUGCCGGGUCGCUCCAUGAUAGACUCGCAAACGACCGCCAACAUACUCCUGGAAUCCGAUGCCCUGAUGCGGGAGCGCUUUGUUUACGGUCGCGGCUUGUUGCGCAUGGGCCGGAUAAUGGAGGAACUAGAUCUGCUUGCCGUGUGGAUCUGCCAUCGUCAUGUCCAUCUGCCCAAGCUGCCAAAAGGGGUUCCACUGCCGUACACUUUUGUCACCCUGCUGGUGGACCACGGCCACUUCUUGGUCGAGAAGUUCAAGGCAGAUGUGGAUGUCUCUCUCUCCGGUCACGUUUCAUGGUCGGGCAAUAGCUCCCUGGAGAUCAUGGCAUAUGUGAGGCAAAGCGGAAAGCUUCUGGCAAAGGCCAUCUUUAUGAUAGCCGCUCGAGAUGCUACCAACUCUGGUCCGGCUCCAGUGAAUCCCUUGACCCCGGCCAAUGAGCUGGAGGAAUGCUUAUACCAGGAGGCUCUGGAGCGGCAAAAGCGGCGUGAGGGUAAUUUGCCCCACUUGGAGUCCAAUCGAAAGCCUUCGAAGGAGGAGGAGCAGAUCAUGUAUGAGGUGUUCACCCGGACCAAGGGCAUCGAGGGUCCCACACCCACGGAUAUGACUGCCCUGCCUCCGAAUUGCCGCUGGAUGUCCAAGUGGCACCGCAGAACCUUGCUGCAUCCGUUUCCGGAGCAUCGCAACGAAGCAAAUACCAUUUUCGGGGGCUUCAUCAUCCGCAAAGGCAUCGAGAUAGCGUUCAUUACGGCCAGUCUCUUCUCCAACGGCUAUCCCGUAAUCGAGUUCAUAUCGGACGUUACCUUCCCCCAUCCGAUUCCCGUGCACAGCUACAUGAAGCUAAAAGCCUAUGUGGUCUACACCCAGGACAAUUACGUUCAGUUGAUGACCGUGGUGGACGCGAUCGAUGGCAAAUCCUUCACGCAGUUCCACAGCAACACUCUGCACCUGACCUAUUCGUGCAGACAAGAGGUUCCCGAGGUCCUGCCAAGAAGCUAUUCCGAGGCACUGUGGUAUUUAUCAGGUCGUCGAUACCUGCAACGCUUCCGCGAGUUUGUAGAUCGAGACAUGGAGGGCAGUGAAUCAGGUCCUCCAGAAAACAUCAGUGGAGAGGGAGACGCCAUUUAGGAACAGGGAUUAUGAAAUAGUAUCAUCAAUAAAGGAACUGCUUUCCCAAA